AUGAGCAAGUACAAAGGUAAAUUUAAUAAGAAUGGAAAUAAAAAGAACAGUCUGCAAUUUCAAAGACAAACAUACUCCGAGCCAAACUCAAACUCAAACUCAAAUUCAAAUUUGAAUUCAAACUCAAACUCCAAUUACAACCAUGUGAAAAAUGCAGAACCUGUUCAAGUGCUUCGACCGGAGGACAAAAAUAAUGUAUUGCAAUGCUUGAAUAAACUAUACAGCGCUAACUUCGAAGUUGAAUUUCCACUGUCACCACCACUGCUGCUACUGUCGAUUUUAAAUACAGAUUUUGGAGUAACACCUAUAUUGCACAAGAUUGUUGACACAUACCUCGAGGAACAAAGUCAUGUUUGGAGUAAGAAUCCUCGACUAGCAAAUGGUACCGGUAGCCAGCAAAAAUUAUCCUAUGCCAAUACGAUUCGCGAUGUCUUUACUCGAUCUGCAGUGCUCUUCAGUUUAGAUGUAGAGGCUUGGGAAAUGAAUACAAAGUUAAUCACGGAAAUUGGUAUUGCAAUUUAUGAUCCAUUUGCGAAAGGGGAAGCCAGAAAUAAUAUUCGAGAUGCUAAUAUUGUUAAUUUGGGUGGAGUAUCAAUAAUGCCGACAAUUAAACAGAUACAUAUUCGAAUCAAGGAAACAGUCAAACUUAUCAAUGGACAGUAUGUGCCCAAUCAUGUUGACAACUUCAACGGUGGAACGACUUUGGUAUUGAGUAGAUACGAAGCUGCCGUAUUUGUGCAAGCUUUGAUUGACCAUUUUUUUGUAUACACAACUGCAUCUGAAAAUGGAGAUGCCUUGGUUGAAGAAAAUGUUCAACAACAGUUGAAAAAAACUUACUUGGUUGGGCACGAUGUUGGUGGAGACGUCAAGUGGCUCAAGAAUCUUGGUAUUUCUUUGCCGCAAAACCAUUUACGACUUGAUACUGCUCAAAUGAUGAAGAUUCAACAUGGCAAGGACAAUGUUGGCUUGGCACGCUCGUUGCAGCUGCUAGAUAUACCACACAAUUUUCUACACAACGCAGGGAACGACGCAUACUAUACUUUACUAUUAGCCUUUAAAUUGUGUGAUCCAUAUAUACGAUUACUGAAGAGAUUGGAUGUAGCAUUGGUGGAAGAAUUAAGUCCCGAAGAAAUUGAGGACAAGAAAAAAGCUGCAAAGGAAAGACGCGAAGCGAAAGAGUCAAGAAGGCAAUUACAUAAAGAACAAGUUGAAAAGGUUGCAAACGAGAUUCAAAAUAUGACGGAGGAAGAAAAAGCACAAUAUGCAAAAUUGAAGAAACAGGAGGAGGAGAAAUUGGCGAGAGAAAGAAAGAUGGAGAAGAAAUUUAAGCUGAUUGAAAAACGCAAGGAGCUACAGAGGAAAAUACGUACAUGUAACGAUGCUACAUUGAUGGAGAUACAAUCUGCUAUUGAGGCAACGAGUUUCUUAUUUGGUGCGGAAAACAACCAGAAUCAGGUAACGGAAUCAAUAUUUGUAGACUCGGAUCUGAUGGAGCCAGAGUAA
Lodderomyces elongisporus is the source of this 1503-nucleotide messenger RNA. RefSeq lists its product as uncharacterized. The coding region runs from base 1 to 1503 and encodes 500 amino acids. Gene Ontology annotation, cellular component: nucleus. The record is from RefSeq and is a predicted model, not a curated record. The transcript has a single exon. Gene Ontology annotation, molecular function: nucleic acid binding. NCBI's taxonomy places the organism in Eukaryota, Fungi, Ascomycota, Pichiomycetes, Serinales, Debaryomycetaceae.